Messenger RNA from Pseudovirgaria hyperparasitica, 591 nucleotides. Its product is annotated as ribosomal protein L16. Lineage: Eukaryota; Fungi; Ascomycota; Dothideomycetes; Acrospermales; Acrospermaceae. Bases 1 to 591 code for a protein of 196 amino acids. Gene Ontology annotation, biological process: mitochondrial translation. The record is from RefSeq and is a predicted model, not a curated record. Gene Ontology annotation, cellular component: ribosome; mitochondrial large ribosomal subunit. The transcript is spliced from 2 exons. Gene Ontology annotation, molecular function: rRNA binding; structural constituent of ribosome.
AUGCCCAAGCGCGGAGAAACCAGCAAGUCGCGCAAAGGUCGCCCACAUGUCCAGACAGGUGGUAGCAUGCGUGGAACAACUGUGGUCUGGGGCGACUAUGGGCUGCGAUUGCUAGAUCAUCAUCGCCGAAUCCCCGCCAAGCAGCUUCAAAUUGCAGAAGCCACCAUCAAGCAGCGCUUACGAGGUACAAGGUACAAACUUUACAAGCGUAUCUCGGCCAACAUUGGUGUAUAUACGAGUGGUAAUGAAGUGCGUAUGGGUAAAGGCAAAGGAAGCUUCGAUUAUUGGGCGAGUAGAGUGGCUGUCAGCAAGAUUAUCUUCGAGCUCAAAGGAGAUGCCCACGAGCAGGUCGUCCGUGACGCCUUCAGAUUAGCUGGUGCCAAGCUACCUGGCAUGUAUGAAUUUGUAAAGAAGGGCGACCCGCCAGUUAUGGGCAUCACAAAGUUAGGCAACGGAGUCACCGUGGAGGACCUACUGCGGCCUCGCAAGAAGCUACCAGUUGAAGUGACAGCAGCAGGGCUCCCUUCGACGUCUCCGAAUGUCCCUGCUGCUGCAACUACAUCGGCUGCAACUACAUCGGCUGCAUCGUGA